AUGGCUCGGUUGUUGGCCACUAUAAAGGCGAUCAUAACAAGGAUAAUAUUUAGCACCCACGCUUUCAUCGCUAUUUGGCAAGUUACACAGUACAAGCAGGAUCCACUGUACUGGUGUAUUUGCGCCCCGAUAGGGGUACUUUUUGUGGAAGGAGUUUUCACUCUGGCCAUCAAGAAAAAUCAGGAAUGGAGAUGGUUCUGCCCCUCCGUAUUCAUCUACUUGUCAAGUAUCGUUCCCGCAAUAUGGUUGCUGGAGCUGGACAAGCUAGAAAAACGCACGCUCUUCCAGGACCAGGUGUUGAAUGAGACAAUCAACUUUGCGGCAACGGUUGGUAAAGAUUUGAAGGACCUCAACAAGAUGCUGGGUGUGAAAAUUCAACUUCCGGAGAUUCAACUGAAUGCCGACACGUGGGUUACGCUGAUAGAGCAGUUCCUCAUGUUGGUUCUGAUUAUUGGCCGCUGGAUGCUGCCGAAAGGGGACCUAACGCGAGAUCAGCUGAGUCAGCUGCUGCUGGUGUACAUUGGGACCGCUGCGGAUAUAAUUGAAUUUUUCGAUUCCUUCAAAGAUAAUAAGAUUGCCAACGAACCGGUGCUGGUGCAGCUGACCCUAAGUAUUUGGUCGUGGAGUUUACUACAGUUCACGAUUGUGCUUUCGGCAACACGUGCCCGAAAGCCACGAGGUGGCGGUAGCGCCGUUCAGCGAGAGGAGGAAAACCAUUGCUGUAAUAUGACCUUUUGUAACAUCGACGUGUGGGGAAUCGCCCUGAAUAUUUUACUUCAGGACGCACCCUUUCUCACCUUUCGGUUGCUGAUUAUCAUUCACUACAAAAUCAUCACUUAUAUGAAUAUCUUUUUCACGUGUAAAAACACAUUGGUUAUUUUGCUCCAGCUGUAUCGGUUGUAUGUGGUUCACUCGGAAAAUCGGAAGACAGCCAGACACCAGAGGCGGGGUGGAAAUCGCCAUUCGAAGCAGCAGCAGAAGAGAACCAAUCGAAGGAAGGUGGCUGACUUCAGCGAUGACGAGAUUCACGAGAUGCGGAUGCUUAAGCAUCAUCGCAAAUUGGCAAGAGCGCGGAAAGACACCGGAUACUCGACAGCCAGCAGCCAGACGACGAUCGAGCAGCAGAAGAAAAGGACGCACGGGGGACUGAAGGCAUCCUCCGCCGCCAGAAGAUGUCAAGCGGAAGAUGAAGAUGCACUUCAGAUUGGUACGAAACGGAGCGGCAAGAAGGGUGGCAAAUCGAGGAAGUUAAUGGCUACCAAGGAUAAUGAAUUCGACGUAGAUGAGAUGGAGCAGGUUAGAAGCGACCGGAAGCGCAAACGUUGUAAGGAUAAUGCGGCCGGCAGAGUUGGUGGCAGCAAAUACCGGAACCAAUCAAACCGUCGCAGCAUCCGCAGUAAAGCACGAAAACAUCAGAAAACAACGAAACGCGAUAUGGACCACGACGACGUCGUUAGCAACGAUGAUGCCACUGAUGCUGGUGAGUUGGACGUUGGCCGCGAGCAGGAACUGAGCGAUGCAAACGAUACAGCCAGUGGAUACGAAAUUGUGAACGAAAAGAGUACUAGCCGAAAAAAGAAAGCACAUUCUGGAUCGGCGGCGGGACGAGUCGUGUCCAGCGCUGGGUCCUCUUCCGGUUCUUCCGAAUGAGCACACUCACACACACACCCAUUGGCGAACUCUCGAGGACAUAACCUCAAUUUGAUCCAUCGCAGGAGGAAAAGUAAAAGCUUUUCAUCUUCGGAAAAUGGAGACGAGAUGGAGACGUUGAUGAUGAUGUUUGUACUUUGAACUUUGUGACAACGUGUUUGGGCUCUGCUUUAUGCGCUCCCGAUUGUUCUUUUGGCAUUGAAAUGGUUUUUGUUGUGAUGGAGUCGGCGGACGGAUGAGCAACUUUUGGUCACAUUUGGACCAAGUA
Messenger RNA from Toxorhynchites rutilus septentrionalis, 1918 nucleotides. Its product is annotated as transmembrane protein 26. Lineage: Eukaryota; Metazoa; Arthropoda; Insecta; Diptera; Culicidae. The transcript has 7 exons. The record is from RefSeq and is a predicted model, not a curated record. Bases 1 to 1650 code for a protein of 549 amino acids.